Messenger RNA from Rhinocladiella mackenziei CBS 650.93, 2328 nucleotides. RefSeq lists its product as uncharacterized. The transcript has 5 exons. The record is from RefSeq and is a predicted model, not a curated record. Gene Ontology annotation, biological process: regulation of DNA-templated transcription; DNA-templated transcription. Gene Ontology annotation, molecular function: zinc ion binding; DNA-binding transcription factor activity, RNA polymerase II-specific; DNA binding. Lineage: Eukaryota; Fungi; Ascomycota; Eurotiomycetes; Chaetothyriales; Herpotrichiellaceae. The coding region runs from base 1 to 2328 and encodes 775 amino acids.
AUGCCCGCCGAAGUUGACCAAAAGCCCAAAUCUAAGCAUCGCAAAUCUACUUGCGCUGGUUGUCGAAGGAGAAAAUCAAAAUGCGAUGGGAAAACGCCCAAAUGCACGACAUGCAUAGCCUAUAAAGACAACUGCCAUUACGACAAGCCCCCCUCGCUCGCCUACGUGCGAUCGCUAGAGGAGGAAAUUCAGGAGUUGAAGGCGCAAUUGCGACAAGCCAAAACCCAAAGCUCGUUUCAAGGAAAUGGACUUGUCCAUCGGAAUCGUCAUGUCAAAUGGGAGACAGAUAUCAGUGUGGACGACAACGGGAGCGUCACAUUUCACAAUUCUACGUCUCCUAUCCAUGAGCCUCCCUCGACACAACCCCAUCAUUCCCCGAUACCUGCUGCCCAUGUCAACAGCAACGGCGAUCCCCAAGACGACCAGCGUGUGAGACGAGACCUCAUCUUAAAUGCCAAUCAUCAGAGGCAGAUCGAACCCUUUGCCAUUGCAAAUGGCGCGGCAAAGGCCAAUGUCCCCAAAGAAAUUUCGCAUGAAUUGCUCAAAUAUCACUGGUGCUGGAUGCAUCCUCUAUUUUUAUUCGUGUAUAGACCCGCCUUCAUAAGAGGCAUGGCCAUGGUGAACCUGAACACACCGGGAGCGCAAGAUCCUCCGUAUUUUUCAGAAACUCUGUUGAAGGUCAUUCAUGCCCAUUGCGCAAGGUUUCUGAAUCACGAUGUCUACCAAGACCAGAGCCAAAGCGUUCUCAAUCGACAGGGCCCGAUGGGGACCGCUUUGACCGCUGGAGAAUUCAUGCAAGAAAUGACAGAUGAAGCGCGAUUUGGCUUGGGAAUGGACAUCUUGAAGAACAGCUCGAUUCCUACCAUUCAAGCACUUCUCCAGCAAUCCGCUCGAGAAGUGGUGUUUGGCCGAUCAUCUCAAGCAUGGACGUUCGCAGGUGUUGCGUUUCGCAUGGCUUUAGACAUGGGAAUCCACUUACCCAGCGACAAACUUCAAUCCUUUGUGAAAAGUUUGACUGCCGAAGACAUUGAAAUUCGAAAACGUCUGUUUUGGAGUUGUUAUACGUGGGACAAAAUUCUGUCUCUGUAUCUCGGUCGCAUGCCUGGAUUCACCCCAGCCACGGAGGAAGUACCACUGACGUUUAUGGACGACUAUAGUGAUAGCGAUCCGUGGGCGCCAUAUUAUGGCGAAACACCUCGACCUGAACUGGCAAACGCACCCAACUACCCUCCUUGUCCCGGCUAUGUUAUUUCGUGCUUUCGGCAGUUAUGCAAAAUCUGCGUCAUUCUGAACGAUUUGAUGCACAAUAUCUAUUCUUCUGAAGCGGCAGCCAGACGGGACGUGGAGGACGAAGAACACUCAGCCGAGACCAAAGCGGCAAUUGAAGCCCCUUUUAUUCGAAUUUCACGCGAUUUACGAGACUGGCUGAUAUCCUUACCUCCCCAUUUGAGAAUCAACCCGGACCAAAUGCCGUCCUUGGCUCCUCCGGUUCACAUUAUGUCACUCAAUCUAUUGUACCAUACAACUGUCAUUUUACUGAAUCGACCCGUCAUUCUCGGAGCCCGCGACAUGAAUGCGCCAGGACCUGCUCGGGCAUAUCAGUUGUGUAUCCAAGCGACGGGAGCAAUUCACGACUUGAUAAUGUUGCAAGCCAAUACGUUUGGACUGUCUCACGUGUCGUAUUUAAAUGCGUACAGCGUUUACAUUGCGGCCACAAUCGCAGUUCUACGUUUUGAAAGGGAAUUUCAGCCGGGAGAAGAUCACGCGAUGGCCGCACAGAAGAAUGGCCUCAUUUUCCUCUUGGAUGUCUUACAAAAGGCAUCGAAUGCCAUGCCCGCUUUGGAACGAAGCAAUGCCAUUAUCAGAAAACGAAUGAAGGCGGUUCUGGAUCGACAAAAGACUCAAGCCCGACAAAGCUAUUCAAAUGGUUCGACGCCUCCGAAAUUCAACAUCUCAACUCCAACGAGUCACCAGAUGGAUCUCGCACAACCGACGGCAUUCCAAACACUUUCGAAUCCGGUUUCAGGUCAUUCGAACUAUUCUCAGCCCGACACACCGGGCUCAUUCGUUGCACCAAUGCCCUGGCAAUCAGGAAUGCGAUCCAGUCUCUAUUCUGAGCCCGCACGCGGAUCCGACGACUUUCUGCCUGCGUUUCCUGGUCAACAGUUUCCUGUUGGUUCUGAGCACAGUUUCGGGAGCGGUGAUGUCGAUCCUCACGCUCGAACGGCUCUGUUGGGCUACAAUCUGGACCCUCAUCCACGACUGAACUCCGGGGACAUUGAUUGGAAUUUCAUGGAUACCUUUGAAGGAAACUCCGUCCAUAUGUGA